CUCCCCCCUCCCUCCCUUGGCUCUCGGGAACGGAUGCUUGUUUUGGGGAGCGGACGAGGCUGCCUCCUUCUUCCCCAGCCCUGGGCCUCUGCACUAGACCUCCCCACGCCUCCCCUCCUCGCUUCCUUCCUCCUUCUCCCUGCCUCCCUCUUUGCAGUGCAAGCGUGGAGGGACUAGGAAGGAGAGUUCGCGGUCCUGAGCCCCGCAGAAGUGUUGCUGCGUGGCUCAGCUGCGGGCCUCGAACCCCGGGACUGGGCUCUCUGAGCCUCCCCCGGGACGGCCUCCUUUGUCUGGCCUUUUGGUGCUGGCGUUCCUCGGCCCCCGUCCUGCUAACGCUUGUCCUUCUCCCCGCAUUUUCCGGCUACGGUUAAGCUCUCCGGCUCUCCUCUCGCUCCUCCUUCCCUGGGAGUUGGGAAUCACUGACCCACAGCCCGGACAGCCUUCUUCAAGUGUCCCUUAAAAUUAAAAAAAAAAAAGAUUCCAGAUUUGGGUACUGGCCUCUGGCCUUUGGGUUGCCAAUGAAGUAUAUACUGGUCACUGGUGGGGUCAUCUCUGGCAUUGGAAAAGGGAUCAUUGCAAGCAGCAUCGGUACUAUCCUAAAAUCAUGUGGUCUCCGAGUGACAGCCAUCAAAAUUGAUCCCUACAUUAACAUUGACGCUGGAACCUUUUCGCCCUAUGAGCAUGGUGAAGUGUUUGUAUUAAAUGAUGGUGGAGAAGUUGAUCUGGACUUGGGAAAUUAUGAAAGGUUUUUGGAUAUUAACCUUUAUAAAGACAACAAUAUCACUACUGGAAAGAUAUAUCAGCAUGUAAUCAAUAAAGAAAGACAUGGUGAUUACUUGGGGAAAACAGUACAAGUUGUUCCUCAUAUUACGGAUGCUGUUCAGGAAUGGGUGAUGAACCAGGCCAAAGUUCCGGUGGAUGGUCACAAGGAAGAACCCCAAAUAUGUGUCAUAGAGCUGGGUGGCACUAUUGGAGACAUUGAAGGCAUGCCAUUUGUUGAAGCAUUUAGACAAUUUCAGUUUAAGGCAAAAAGAGAGAACUUCUGUAAUAUCCAUGUUAGUCUUGUCCCACAGCCCAGUGCUACAGGGGAACAGAAAACCAAACCUACACAAAAUAGCGUUCGGGCAUUGAGAGGUUUAGGAUUAUCUCCUGAUCUGAUUGUGUGCAGAAGUUCAAAGCCCAUUGAAAUGGCUGUAAAGGAAAAGAUAUCCAUGUUUUGCCACGUUGAACCUGAGCAGGUAAUAUUCAUCCACGAUGUUUCUUCCACUUACCGAGUUCCUGUCCUUUUGGAAGAUCAAGGUAUUGUCAAAUAUUUUAAAGAGAGAUUGGACCUGCCUAUUGAUGAUCAUGCGAGUGAUUUGCUUUUCAAGUGGAAAAAUAUGGCCGACAGGUAUGAAAGAUUACAAAAAACGUGCUCCAUAGCCCUGGUUGGCAAAUAUACCAAACUCAGUGACUGCUAUGCAUCAGUAUUUAAAGCCUUAGAACACUCGGCCUUGGCAAUUAAUCACAAAUUGGAUUUAAUGUAUAUAGAUUCUAUUGAUCUGGAACAGUCUUCUGAGAUUGAGAACCCUGUGAGAUUUCAUGAAGCCUGGCAGAAGCUGUGCAAAGCAGAUGGGAUUCUAGUACCAGGAGGUUUUGGUUAUCGGGGCACAGAGGGAAAACUCCGGGCAAUUUCUUGGGCAAGAACAAAGAAAAUACCUUUUCUGGGAAUUUGUUUAGGGAUGCAGUUGUCAGUGGUGGAAUUUGCCAGGAACUGUCUUGGUUGGAAAGAUGCAGAUUCUACAGAAUUUGUACCAAAUACCAGCAUUCCUGUUGUGAUUGAUAUGCCUGAGCACCAUCCUGGUGAAAUGGGAGGUACAAUGAGGCUGGGAAAAAGAACAACAAUUUUCAAAACAGAAGACUCUAUUUUGAGGAAACUCUAUGGGGAUGUUGAUUGUGUAGAAGAACGACACAGACAUCGGUAUGAGGUUAACCCAGAAUUGAUCCAGCAAUUUGAAGAGAAAGGUUUGAAGUUUGUAGGUCGAGAUGUUGAAGGAGAAAGAAUGGAGAUCAUUGAAUUGGCAAAUCACCCUUAUUUUGUGGCUGUCCAGUUCCAUCCUGAAUUUUCUUCUAGGCCAAUGAAACCUUCUCCUCCAUACCUGGGUCUAUUGCUUGCAGCAACUGGUACACUUAGUGCUUACCUGCAACAAGGCUGUAAACUGUCUCCAAGGGGCACAUUCAGAAAGAAUGACAGCUACAGUGACCUUAGUGAUGACAGUCUUCCAGAAAGAAGGGUUUCUGAAAUGGAAGCAAAUUGAGACUCCUUUGUGACUCUUUGCAACAGAAAGGACCCAAACAGCCUACAGAUCUGUUGAAGUCAAUUGAAGAAACUGCUGGAAUGAAUGGCACAACAUACAAACCUUUUCCUACCCUUUUUCCUACUACUACAACUCUUUUUACUCUUUCAACAGAUAGAUUUGAGAGUUAAAGCUAUUGUAGUAAUCUAAUUCCAAUUCCACACAAAGAAAGGAAGAAAAAAGAAAAAAAUGAUUUCCAUCUCCCUUCUAUUGUCCUCCUUGCAAAGGCUAUUGUUGGCUCCAUUGCCUUAUCAGAAAGAAAAUAAAACUCUUUAAUAUUAAUGUA
Molecule: messenger RNA, 2622 nt
Organism: Sarcophilus harrisii (Tasmanian devil)
Lineage: Eukaryota; Metazoa; Chordata; Mammalia; Dasyuromorphia; Dasyuridae
Gene: CTPS2
Product: CTP synthase 2
Exons: 20
Coding region: 519-2297 (592 amino acids)
Biological process (GO): CTP biosynthetic process; pyrimidine nucleobase biosynthetic process
Cellular component (GO): cytoophidium; cytoplasm
Molecular function (GO): identical protein binding; CTP synthase activity
Source: RefSeq, a predicted model, not a curated record